UCAGUAGACUGUCUGUGUGUGGCACUGGGUUGCAUUGCUGGAAGAAGGGGGAAAUGAGCGAAAUGAGAAGAAGUACAACGUUACACUUUUAAACGUUCCAAAUCUCUUCAAAAUCGGAAGUACAUUUUUGGCUGUGUUUUCUGGUGGAUUACGCGAAAAAAAAUAUUCUGCGCCUUGGAGUUUGGCGUCUCUGUAUUGCUUUUCCUCGGACCUGCGCGCGGAGAUUCACACUCUCCUCGAGUCGGGAGAUGUUUGUCGCCGUUUGUGUCCACCAGGAACCAUUUCUUCCUCUCAGCGCCGAAGAGUAAGACAUUGAAUUGGUGGUUAACAUUUGCAGAAGUUGAUUGCAGUUGCUGAUACGGUGGAAGUGGUUCGGCUAUUCGGACACACAAAGGCAGAGGGAAAAGGGCUGAAGCAACCGAAAUCUGAAAGCACAGGAUUUUGCCCCCCAGCCUCCAGUGGGCUUCGUGUCCGACUGAUUUUUGUCUGGUACAGUGGCGUGCCAGUGGACACCCCCACCAAAGAGACCUCCAAUAAAUAAAGGAUACAUUUCAAGAUGUAUCCACAGGGCCGGCAUCCGGCGCCCCACCAGCCUGGUCAGCCAGGCUUCAAAUUCACAGUGGCGGAGUCCUGUGACAGGAUCAAAGACGAAUUUCAGUUCCUGCAAGCCCAGUAUCACAGUCUUAAAGUGGAGUACGACAAACUGGCCAAUGAGAAGACGGAGAUGCAACGUCAUUAUGUCAUGUAUUAUGAGAUGUCCUAUGGGCUGAACAUUGAAAUGCACAAACAGACCGAGAUUGCAAAAAGGCUCAAUGCGAUUCUAGCCCAGAUUAUGCCUUUUCUGUCACAAGAGCACCAACAGCAAGUUGCGCAAGCUGUUGAACGUGCAAAGCAAGUGACAAUGACAGAACUGAAUGCUAUCAUCGGGGUACGUGGACUUCCCAAUCUGCCUCUAACCCAGCAGCUCCAGGCCCAGCACCUCUCUCACGCUGCCCACGGCCCUGUGGCUUUACCCCCCCACCCUUCUGGCCUGCAGCCCCCAGGAAUCCCACCGGUCACCGGCUCUGGCUCAGGCCUGCUGGCUCUGGGAGCCCUGGGAAGUCAGCCACACUUGCCUGUGAAGGACGAAAAAAAUCACCACGAUUUAGAGCACCGAGAGAGCACGAACAUCUCCAUCUCACCAUCAGACAGCCUUCGCACAACCAGCGAGAAGCACCGCGGCUCCUCUGAUUACAGUCUGGACUCCAAGAAACGCAAAGUGGAGGACAAAGACAGCAUGAGCCGAUAUGACAGUGAUGGAGACAAAAGUGAUGAUCUUGUGGUUGACGUGUCCAAUGAGGACCCUGCCACCCCCAGAGGCAGCCCAGCCCACUCCCCUCCUGAGAAUGGUAUAGAUAAGCCUCGCCCUGCAAAAAAGGAUACGCCCAACAGCCCAGCCUCUGUGGCCUCAUCUGGCAGCACCCCCUCCUCCAAAAACAAGGAGCAUGGUCAUAAUGACAAAUCCUCAACGCCUGGUCUCAAGUCCAACACCCCCACACCUCGUAAUGAUGCCCCCACCCCGGGCACCAGCACCACCCCUGGCCUGCGGCCCAUUCUGGGCAAGCCUCCGAUGGAAGCUCUGGCCGCCCCUGCUCUGCGCACCCCCCUCUCCUACCCGUCUCCCUUUGCCAUGAUGGGCCACCAUGAGAUGAAUGGCUCUCUGACCAGCCCUGGAGUCUACGCUGGCCUGCACAUCUCCCCACAGAUGAGUGCAGCAGCAGCUGCUGCCUACGGACGCUCUCCCAUGGCUGGUUUCGAGCAUCCUCAUAUGAGAGCUCCUGGACUCCCUGCCAGCCUUACCUCAAUCUCUGGAGGAAAACCAGCGUACUCUUUCCACGUUAGUGCUGACGGACAGAUGCAGCCUGUACCCUUCCCACCUGAUGCACUGAUUGGUCCAGGGAUCCCACGCCACGCCCGUCAGAUUAACACCCUCAGUCAUGGUGAGGUUGUGUGUGCCGUUACAAUCAGUAAUCCCACUCGCCACGUCUAUACCGGUGGCAAAGGCUGUGUUAAGAUCUGGGACAUUAGUCAGCCUGGAAGCAAGAGCCCAGUUUCUCAACUAGACUGCCUGAACAGGGAUAACUACAUUCGCUCAUGUAAACUGUUACCUGAUGGCCGCACUCUAAUCGUUGGAGGAGAGGCCAGCACUCUUACCAUUUGGGAUCUUGCUUCCCAAACACCCCGCAUUAAAGCCGAGCUGACCUCCUCCGCGCCGGCCUGCUACGCACUGGCCAUCAGCCCUGAUGCUAAAGUGUGCUUCUCCUGCUGCAGUGAUGGCAACAUUGCUGUCUGGGACCUUCAUAACCAAACCCUCGUCAGGCAGUUCCAGGGUCACACAGAUGGUGCCAGUUGCAUUGACAUCUCUCAUGAUGGCACUAAAUUGUGGACAGGCGGCCUUGACAACACCGUACGAUCCUGGGAUCUCAGAGAGGGACGACAACUCCAACAGCAUGACUUCACUUCUCAGAUCUUCUCCCUGGGCUACUGUCCCACGGGUGAAUGGCUGGCAGUUGGUAUGGAGAGCAGCAAUGUGGAAGUUCUCCACCACACCAAGCCUGACAAGUACCAGCUGCACCUUCACGAGAGUUGUGUUCUCUCUCUCAAAUUUGCCUAUUGUGGUAAAUGGUUCGUGAGCACUGGGAAGGACAAUCUGUUGAAUGCGUGGAGGACUCCCUACGGCGCCAGCAUAUUCCAGUCAAAGGAAUCAUCCUCGGUUCUGAGCUGUGACAUCUCAGCCGAUGACAAGUACAUUGUUACAGGCUCUGGAGACAAGAAGGCCACGGUGUAUGAAGUGAUCUACUAGACUGAGAGGUAACAGGGUGGAGCAGCUCUGGAAUCUGGAGGAGGAAGGGACAGAGGACUUCUCACUCCGGUGACUCCUAGUCAAUUAGACACGAACAGCCUUUGUCUGACUGCCUGUCUCAUUCUCACUGACUAUAUUACUGACUGACCUGACCGCAGCCAUGGACGUCUGGGUGCUGAGUUGACCUGGACUUGAGCUGCCUGGACGUGGACAUAAAUGUGCAGCCCUACAGACCCCAAAACAUCUCCUCCACCGUGACCACAUUCGGCCCAGUUUAUAUGGCACUAGAGAACAUUGUCUCAAUGUUUCUUUCCUUGGUGUUUUUUUUCAUCAUCUUUCUUUGAUGGAGUUUGUAUUCUUUUCUCGCUAUGCGGUGAGAAUGUUCUAUAAUGCAUUGUGAAGCAGUGCUUCGUUCUGAAACUUCAUCUGCUUGGAGGCUUUGUGAAAAGUGUACAUAAUGGAGUAUUAAAAUGCCUUUUAUAGAUUUAUAUUUUGGUGUCCAGUUACACUUGUGAUGAUUCUCUUUCUCUCUCUCUUUCUCAUUCUCUCAUUGAUGUCUCGUUUUCCCCUUCGAGGUUUGGAAAUUAGAUUAGGACGUUUUUUCUCAAGAUAUUCUAUUCCGUGUUUUUCCCCCCUCCUUUGAGAAGUUCAUUUUCUAGGUUGACCUUUUAUGGAAAUCUAAUUUGCUUCUUUUCCCUCCCUCCUGAAAAACAAUUUUAAGCUAAAUCACAUUACAGAGGCGUUUUUGUAAAAUAUCCUAUUGAAGAACUUUUUUUUUUUUUUAAGUUGCUUGAAAAACCCCAUCGCAAGGCACCCGAGACUGCAGAUGAGCCUCUGCAGGUGGGGAGGUUCAUUUCUCCAACAAACACUGAGCACCAGUAUAUGACUGUCUGCUCCACCUUCCCUCUCUUGGCCGCAACAAGAAACAAGACCCUGCCUCCUGGAAACGGAGAGACUCUCUUUGGGGGACAUGAUCUGGAUUUUGAUUGCGAUUGUAUUGAUCAAUUAGUAAAGGACUACUCUCAAACCUGUGACUUAAUUAUGCUGUUGUAUGACCUGGACAUGACGUCUUGUAGUGGAAGAUUUGGAAUUUGGAAAAAGUGGUUGUUUUCCCUUCCUGAGUCCCAGUGACAUACACUGUGGUUUGUGUGCAUUGUUUCAAAUACAGGAAGCACAAAGUAAAGGUAAAAUGUCUGCAUAUAAGCCAAACGGACCAUAACACUCUUGCCUAGACAUUUACUUGAUGCCUAGCUUGUUCAUUGCAUCACACUGUUAGCAUCCCCCUUCCAAAGUAAGAGCAAAGAGCUGGAAGAAACGGACACUUCUCAAAACACACCAAAGUAUGUAGCAAACUGUGUUGUCACUGAAGAUGUGUACAGUUGUUGAUAAUUCAAUAAACCGUUUUUGUAAAAAUAAAAUAUGAAAUAUUUAA
Xyrauchen texanus (razorback sucker) is the source of this 4274-nucleotide messenger RNA. RefSeq names its product TLE family member 3, transcriptional corepressor a (gene tle3a). Gene Ontology annotation, molecular function: protein binding; transcription corepressor activity. The transcript has 21 exons. Gene Ontology annotation, biological process: negative regulation of canonical Wnt signaling pathway; regulation of DNA-templated transcription. The record is from RefSeq and is a predicted model, not a curated record. The coding region runs from base 557 to 2842 and encodes 761 amino acids. Gene Ontology annotation, cellular component: transcription regulator complex; nucleus. Lineage: Eukaryota; Metazoa; Chordata; Actinopteri; Cypriniformes; Catostomidae.